GUCGUUCGGUUGAAAAGUUACUUUCCAUGGAGCAUGCGUGCAGUUUGGCGAGUCUCGAUUCGGAAUGGACAGCGACCACACAAGAGCCUGGAUCAGUUGAUGACAAUAAUAUAUCUGUAAACUGUAACAAAGAACUGGAAACAUAUUUCACUUGCCACGACGAGGAUUUAUAUAUACAACCGAGUAGUCCGCAGUCGUCCCAUAACGGCAGCUCAAGUCACCUCUCAAGGGAACUCCACGAAGGUGUUCCGGCACUUUACAUGCUUUCCGAUGACGAACUCGCGAUUGAUGGGUCGGGAAAGUCAGUGGAUUAUGGAUUCAUAAGCGCUGUGACCUGCCUCGUGACUGGUAUUUUGUUAGUUUCCAUAUCCUAUGCAAUCCCCCUGGACGUCAAAGUGGACUCGGACAGGGUCUCGGCUCGGGAGAUGGAGAGCUUGGAAAGGGAGAACGCUCGAGUUUGGGCUGGGGUGGAUAAGUGUGUCAUAGCUGGUCUCUGCCUGCUAACCUUUGGGGGUGUUAUGAUGUCUACCCUGGUGAUGGUCUCUAUGAGGAGAGAAGAGGUGGUUAGGAGAACGGCCUUUGGCUAUUCCAUGCUGCCUGUAAAGUUAUAUGGCUCCAUCGCUUUAAGAGGAGGCUCAAACCAGACUCUGGCCGCCUCUUCACAACUGUCUGUUGCGGACGGAGAUUUAGAAGUCUGCUGAAAUCCAUACCCUUAUCCUAACGACACCUUAUGGUGCACAAGUUGUAAACUGUAAAUUGUCUCUUUUGUGAAAGGUCUGUUUCAAAUUGUUGUCAUAGAUUUGUCAUAAAAAUGUCCAUUACACUUAUAGAGCCGAAUAAACAUGAGAGCUGUGGUUGCGAAAUGGAGCUUGGUAAAUAGUUGUUACUUUGUGGUUUUGAACAUUAACAACCAAUCUCAAAGAUCAAGUCCUUAUGUGAAUGUCUUCUGUCAAAUGAGACCAUGCUUGUGUUUAACCAUGGCUACAUCUUUAUAAUAGGACUAUAAUGGGGUGAAGCUCAGAGGGUAGAACAUUUGACAGCAGAUCAACAGGUCACAGGGUCAAAUCCUCCCUGCACAUUGCAUUAGAUUAAAACAUCUGCUGAAUUAUUAUUAUUAUUUAAUAUUAAACAAUCAUUAUUAAUACUUUCAGCUCCUGUUAAAUGUGCUACAUGUAAACAAACACUCAAACACCAGCCUUCCCCGUCUGGAUGCAGUCACUCAAACACCAGCCUUCCCACUGUGGAUGCAGUCACUCGGGUCAUUAUUCAGCACUGCUGACUGAAUUGGAUUGCUGGCAGGGUUACGCAAAGUUAACAGCAGGGGGGGACUGUGUUUGCUGGGAACCAGAACAGUGUUGGUCUGAUACACAUGGAGUGUUCCUCAGUUGGGAGCCUGCAGUCUGGAUCCCAGCGGUUCUGUAUCCCUCUCUCUGGUUAUGGAUUAACACAGUCUUGACUUUUUGAAUCCUCGUUUCAUCUGUCUUAACAUUACCGAGCUAACACAAUUCCGACCAAGCUGGUUGAGACACAGACAGCUCGAUGUGUCUCAGACGUGAGAUACACUGCCAGCGUGUGGGUUAGCAUAUCUGGUGUAUGCUGUGAAAGUGCCAACCUGUCAAUAAGAAACUCAGACCUAGCAGAGAACCCUAUUAUAUUAGAGAGGCUUCACACAACCAUAUGCUGUAUAAUUCUGAUCAAUAAAUCAUUUAUCCACAAGGGAAUGUAGAGUGUUUCUGAUGUGCCAUUUUUGCAGACCU
Molecule: messenger RNA, 1757 nt
Organism: Hypomesus transpacificus
Lineage: Eukaryota; Metazoa; Chordata; Actinopteri; Osmeriformes; Osmeridae
Product: transmembrane protein 74
Exons: 1
Coding region: 27-701 (224 amino acids)
Source: RefSeq, a predicted model, not a curated record